This is a messenger RNA of Vitis riparia (riverbank grape), 3024 nucleotides long. Its product is annotated as transcription factor EMB1444-like. The transcript has 11 exons. Gene Ontology annotation, biological process: regulation of DNA-templated transcription. Gene Ontology annotation, molecular function: DNA-binding transcription factor activity; protein dimerization activity. Lineage: Eukaryota; Viridiplantae; Streptophyta; Magnoliopsida; Vitales; Vitaceae. Bases 673 to 2820 code for a protein of 715 amino acids. The record is from RefSeq and is a predicted model, not a curated record.
UCUGUAUGUGCUCGGAAGUGGAAAAGAGGAGUUUUCGCCACUCACUUCGUUUCCCAUUCCAAAUCAUAUCUGUUUCUACAGAGAAGAACAGACUAUGGAGGCCAACGAAUUUGAAUUUCGUUGUAAUAUUCUGAUCUGAAAAUGAAACGAUUCAAUCUAGAGCUUCUUGAGCAGUAAGAGUGAAUCACCACUAGUACUUCUUCAACACAAGAGCGAGAACAAGAAUAGCAAGAACAACAACAACAAACAGAUUCUACAAAGUUUGGCUUGUUUGAGGUUCUGGUUUUAGUAACCCUACUGUGGAGUCUUUAGAUCUUUGGCUCAGAUCAAGAAUUGCGGUUUGCUGUGUGUGGUGCGAUCUUUGUGUGAUUCUUGUUUGUGAUUUCAUGGACCACUCAUACCAAAGCAUGGAAAAUAUGGAGCUCUUUGACGCUUCUUGCCUUCUUUAACUGUUAUUACAACACCUACUUCAUUAAUAUCUGCUACUUGCUUCUUGAGUGAGGGUUUAGCUAUGGGCUUUUUGUUGCUUGGCUUGAUUCGGCCAGUGAUGAAGCGAAGAGCAGGCCUAUGGAUAACACAAGCGGGACGGGGUUCAUAUCGGGGCAGCUAGAAAGGGUUGUAUUACGAACUGGUACUAGGAUUUUGUGUUUUUUCCUCUAAAUUCUUCAACAGAUGGAGACUAGUGCUUUAAGGCAGUUGCUUAAGAGCUUUUGCAACAAUUCGCAUUGGAAAUAUGCAGUCUUUUGGAGACUUAAGCACCAGAACCCAAUGCUUUUGACAUGGGAAGAUGGGUAUUGUGAUUAUCCAAAUCCAAGAGAACCUGUGGAAAGCAUAUCAGAUGAUAUUUACUUGAACAAUGCAAAUGAUAUAUCUUCUUUAAACUGUGAAAUAGAUGGAUUCAAUGGAAGUUAUCGAUAUCCAGUGGAACUAGCAGUGGCUAAUAUGUCAUGUCUUCAGUAUGCAUUUGGAGAGGGGGUUGUUGGUGAAGUGGCAAACACAGGAAACCACUGCUGGGUCUUCACUGAUGACAUUUUUGCCAGCAGAUUCAACACUAUAGUCCCUGAGUGUCCAGAUGAAUGGCUACUCCAGUUUGUGGCAGGUAUUAAGACUGUACUGCUGGUGCCUGUUAUUCCACAUGGGGUUUUGCAACUUGGAUCAUUGGAGAAGGUUGCUGAAAAUGUGGCUGUUGUUGCUUGUAUUAAAGAUAGUUUUGACACCCUUCAAAAUGAAGUGGGGUUUUCAGUACCUUUCAUCUCAAACUGGAAUUGCCUACUCCACAAGGUUCUGUAUGAAGACUCAGAGGUGGUUGACAGUGUCAAGCCCAAAAAUAGCAAAUUGUUGAGCACAAAUCAAGCUAUACCACUUUUCACGGUUCAAGAUGCUCUUCAAGCAUUUGGAGAAGAUCUUCCAUUGAUUCAUGAAAGUGAAAGCAAAAAGGAGAUCAGUGUCUUUUCUGUGGGUUUAAAUGAAGUAUCAACUCUAAAAGGUCAGUGCAUAAAUAAUAGUCAAUGGGGGGUAAUAGAGAGUAACCUAUCCAGAUUUUCUUGUCUGGAAGAAGAAUUACAUGCUGUUUCUCAGUAUAACAACUACAAUUUGGAGGUUCUUGAAGAAUCUUCUGAAGGAAUUAUGAAGUCUUACUGUGCUGGAGGUUUGAUUGAGCCGUCAGUUGGAGACAAGGAUGCUAAUGAUACAGGCCAUAGAAGUACAGACAGUUUCUUCAGUUUUCCCUUAGACUGUGAACUGCACAAAGCACUUGGAUUGGCUAUGCAGAGACAAACUAGUGAUUAUAUUCGGGGAUCAUCUGAGGAUGCAUCUAGCACUGCAAAACCAAUUUGCAAUAGAGAUAUUGUUGAUGUUAUUGAGCCAUUGACCCAGGAAUCCAGUGGAUAUUUUGCCAAAGGAGGCGAUGCAGUGAAUCUCUUGGAAGAUGUAGUUGCCAACAUGCAUAGUGGCUCAGAUGAUACGUCAUCUCAUAGAUCCAAUAGUGUUAAGUCAUCUACAACCUUGUCAGGACAAUUUUCUACCUCCUCCCAUGUGGGUAAUCAAUCGGAAGGAAGUGCCUUGGUGCAAGAUGAUUCACUUCUGUGGAGCCAUGUGAAACCUGAAUUUGUUGCUAGCAGAGGAAAUGCUUUUACUAAUUCCUCGAUUUCGUCGUCUUCAUUUAAGAGCACAAUGACCACAUUGGUUGAUGAAGAGCAGCAGAAAAAGGGGUAUGGUUGCUUGCAGCCAAGGAAGGGCUCAAAGUUGUCUAAUGUGAACAAAAAAAGGGCUAGUCCUGGUAAUAACCAGAGGCCUAGACCGAGGGAUAGACAGAUGAUUCAGGAUCGAGUCAAGGAGCUGCGGGAACUUGUCCCAAAUGGUGCCAAGUGCAGCAUAGAUGGCCUGUUAGAUCGAACCAUAAAGCACAUGUUGUUUUUAAGAAAGACCACCGAUCAGGCUGCAAAAUUGAAGCAAAGGGUGCAUCAAGAGGCAGCUAGUCAGAAGUCUGAAAACAAAUGCAGUCAUCAGAAUGGGACAAGCUGGGCUUUUGAAUUGGGAAGUGAGCUUAAAGUAUGCCCCAUAGUUGUCGAAGAUCUUGAAUGCCCUGGGCACAUGCUCAUUGAGAUGCUAUGUAAUGAGCAUGGACUUUUCCUAGAGAUUGCACAGGUAAUUCGUGGAUUAGAGUUGACCAUCUUGAAGGGGGUGAUGGAAAGCCGUUGCGACAAUAUGUGGGCUCAGUUUAUCGUUGAGGUUUCUAGGGGCUUUCACAGAAUGGAUAUUUUCUGGCCUCUGAUGCAGCUUUUGCAGCAAAAUCAGAAUACCAUCUCAGGCAAGAGUUAAUUCUGUUAGGUAUUGACGGUGAAAAAUCCAAUGGCAUAUGACUGUUGAUUUUGGGUUUGUAGGGCAAACAUAUUACAAGAUAUUAGAGACGUUUAAUAGUUUUAUAUGUUUUGGCAGCUUCAGAUUGCAAGGAAUGUAAUUAAUUUGUAGUGUGUUAUAACGGCUGUGUGAAUUGUAUUGAAAAAAGGGCUAAACUUCGCUUUG